Messenger RNA from Gadus chalcogrammus (walleye pollock), 2328 nucleotides. Its product is annotated as diphosphoinositol polyphosphate phosphohydrolase 3-beta-like. The record is from RefSeq and is a predicted model, not a curated record. Gene Ontology annotation, biological process: diphosphoinositol polyphosphate metabolic process; diadenosine hexaphosphate catabolic process; adenosine 5'-(hexahydrogen pentaphosphate) catabolic process. Gene Ontology annotation, molecular function: bis(5'-adenosyl)-hexaphosphatase activity; diphosphoinositol-polyphosphate diphosphatase activity; bis(5'-adenosyl)-pentaphosphatase activity. NCBI's taxonomy places the organism in Eukaryota, Metazoa, Chordata, Actinopteri, Gadiformes, Gadidae. Gene Ontology annotation, cellular component: nucleus; cytoplasm. The coding region runs from base 363 to 920 and encodes 185 amino acids. The transcript is spliced from 5 exons.
CCUCUGACGAGAGAACUGCACACACACACACACACACACACACACACACACACACACACACACACACACACACACACACACUAGUCGAAUGGCGUGUAUGGAGAACUGGGAACCCUGGCUACACGCAUUACAAUUAGGCAAGAACACGGAGUGUAUGGUCCGUAUCCACCGACGCAUGGGAGAAUACCGAUCGGUUUCCCGGUGAACGGUUCUCCUGGUUCUCCUGCUCUGGAUUUCGCUGCCUUUUCCCGCUGAGCCCCGCGGAUGCUGAUUUUCUCUCCGUCACAGAAAAGAGAAGCGAUGCGGUGGUGACUCCACUGGCCGAACCGGGAUUCAGUUUGUUCGGGUGGUCGACAUCAUCCAUGAUGAAGUUCAAGCCGAACCAGACCAGGACCUACGAUGGAGAGGGCUUCAAGAAGCGGGCGGCGUGUCUGUGUUUCAAGAACGAGCGUGAGGAGGAGGUGCUGCUGGUCAGCAGCAGCCGCCACCCCGACCAGUGGAUCGUCCCCGGGGGGGGCAUGGAGCCCGAGGAGGAGCCCUGUGGCGCGGCCGUACGGGAGGUGUUCGAGGAGGCCGGGGUCAGGGGUCAGCUGGGUCGUCUGCUGGGCGUAUUCGAGCAAAACCAGGACCGGAAGCACCGGACGUACGUCUACGUGCUGACGGUGACGGAGACGCUGGAGGCCUGGGAGGACUCCGUCAACAUCGGCCGUAAGCGGGAGUGGUUCACGGUGGACGAGGCCAUCAAGGUGUUGCAGAGCCACAAGCCCGUCCACGCCGAGUACCUGCGGCGGCUCCAGCUGAGCUGCUCGCCCACCAACGGCAACUCCUUACCGCCCGGACCCCCGCCCAACGACAACUACCCCCACUACAGCGCCCCCGCCCCCCCCACGCCCACCGUUCUGGGGUCCUCGUGCAGAUAGGACUGCUCCACCCUGACCCCCACCCCCCCCCCCCCUGGCCUCCACUUUACUGUCCGGCCGCAGAACGUCUGUACAGUCUACUUGCAUUUUCUCUCUUUUCUGUUUCGGCAUGUCUGUGCUUUGGGUUUCUGUUCCGGUUUAUUGAGUAUGAGAAUUGUUUCUAAGCUCCGCCCCCUCAACCAAAGCCGGACCCCGGCGCGGUUUGGCGGUUGAACAUUGCUAGCAUACAUGCUACCCGCCGCGCCGAGGGAUGCUAACGGACAAACGGACAAAACAAGGAGAGGAGAGGAAGGAAACAAGGAAAGGAGAGGAAGGAAUCAAGAGAUGGGCUUAUGAUGUGUUGGACGCCUUAAAGGCUCGUCUGUGAGAAAGUUCGUCCACUUUGGUUUUUAGUUGCAUUAUCUGACGGUAAACUCAAGAUUAGCCCUUAACUUAAGAUGAUUGGUUGCUAUGUGGGCUUGGAUCUGUGAAAGGACGUCGCCUUUGAUUUAUGAAAAAUAACAAAAAACGGAUGGCCUGAAAGUUAUAUUUAUUAGUAUUAUAAUCUCGAUAAUUACCUAGGUAUGAAGUAUUUACUGAUCAAAAAUUGUCUAAGGUUUUAGGCGCUAAGUUUAAAUUGACCUUUGUUAGGGGGUUGAAUGGUGAGUUGGCAGGUUUAACGAGGUCACCGUAACUUACUCUGAGCGGAGGGGGUCAAAGGUUAAAGGUCAUGGCAUCCCACUGUACUCGACGCGUGCCGGGGGGGAGGGGGGUUGGGGCGCUACCUCACAACUGAACUGAUAACUGGAAAGUCGCCCAUCGACACAAAGCCGCAGAUUUAAGUCCUCGCUACCGCGGUUAGCCUCUUCAAGCUAACUCGUCUGACAAGAAACCAACCCGACAGAUGGGUCGUUUGUCCCUUUUACGCUCCACACUCACACACACACACACACACACACACACACACACACACACACACACACACACACACACACACACACACACACACACACACACACACACACACACUCAAACACACCUUUAAUCAGUUUAUAUAUUUUCGCCCAAUCCCUGACCUCGCGUCGGGAGAUUGUUCGGGAUGUAUUUAACGGUGCAAAGUCUCUAUCUCUGUCUUAAAAUCAUUUAUUUCUUCUUUUUUUAUGGUGAUCACCUUAAAUAUUGGAUCCCUGCCGUCUCUACACGGCCAAUGUGUGCGGGCGAUCCUAUCAGAACUGAGGGGGAGAUGAGGUCAUGUCUUCAAAACCGUUUGAUAGCAGGUUUACCCUAACAUCUGGCCUCUGACGAACAUGUUGUCACUGAUACUACUCAAUAGUACAGAGUUUAAAGUGCUUUGGACCUGGGAUAGCCUACAUCUGCAUACUCACGAAUAUAAUUAUCAACAGGAUCUGUUUCUCGUAAGCCUAAUAUC